This is a messenger RNA of Lacerta agilis (Sand lizard), 1849 nucleotides long. RefSeq names its product family with sequence similarity 83 member D (gene SACK1D). The transcript has 4 exons. The coding region runs from base 14 to 1807 and encodes 597 amino acids. Lineage: Eukaryota; Metazoa; Chordata; Lepidosauria; Squamata; Lacertidae. Gene Ontology annotation, cellular component: mitotic spindle pole; cytosol. The record is from RefSeq and is a predicted model, not a curated record. Gene Ontology annotation, biological process: regulation of TOR signaling; protein localization to mitotic spindle; regulation of ERK1 and ERK2 cascade.
GCCGGCUGCCCGCAUGGCGAACCAGUCGCAGUGUCUGGACGAUGCGCCCUUUCGGGGCUUCCGCCCUCUGUGGGACCCCAGCCCGCCGCAGGUCUACAGCGAGGCGCAGCGCCUAGCCCUGGAGGAGCUCAUCGCCGCUGGCCGGCCGGCCUUCCACGCCUUCUUGCGCCGGGAGAAGCUGCGCGCGUUCCUCUCCGAGCCCGAGAUCCGAGCGGUGCUGCGCGCCGCCGUGCCUCCCUCGGGCGCGGACGAGAGUUCGGAUCAGUCCCCCAACUCCUCUCUGGAUUGCUCGUCUCUCACUUACUUCCCGGUGCAAUCCGACGUGGAGCCGCCUGUCCUGGAGCUGGGCUGGCCGGCCUUCGUCGGCGGCUCUUUCCGGGGGCUCACCCGGGUAGAGGCGCACUUCCAGCCCAGCUUUGGCGAGACCAUUUACCCCUGCAAGGAGGCGGUGCGCAAGCAGAUCCGGUCGGCCAGGGAGGUUAUCGCUAUAGUUAUGGACUCCUUCACAGACAUGGACAUCUUCAGUGAUCUCCGGGAAGCCUGUAGAAAGAGGCUGGUUCCUGUCUACAUCCUCCUGGAUCAGGCCUUUCUUUGUCAUUUUAUGCAGAUGUGCAAAAACCUGGAUUUUUCUCCUGAACAUGAGCAUCUGAUGAGAGUCCGAACUAUUACUGGAAACACUUAUUAUGCAAGAUCAGGAGCCAAGAUAAUUGGGAGUGUCCAUGAGAAGUUCAUGUUGGUUGAUGGUGUAAGAGUGACUACAGGCUCUUACAGCUUCACAUGGACUGAUGGGAAACUAAACAGCAGCAACGUAUUGCUACUCUCUGGCCAAGUGGUUGAACACUUUGAUCUGGAGUUCCGCAUCUUGUACGCACGAUCGAAACCUCUUGACCCGAAGCUGCCAUCCAGCUGCAGGAACAGCGAUGCCUCUGAGCACAUGAGCAGUAAAGCAGCACCUUGCAAAGACUUCACCGUGCAUAACCUCCUGAGAGCGGAGUUCGCCAGGCUCUCGAGCAGCCCAAAGAAGCUCGAGAGAGAACUGGAGCUGGCGAGGGAACUCCAAAGUGGAAGGGUGACCGCGAAGCGCCCUCACCUUAGUGGCGAUGAGGAGUGGCACAAUGGCCCUGAGGUCCUAGCGAACCCUAAGGGGACAAAUAGCCAAUCAACUCAGACCGAGCCAUUGGAAGAGAAGCCCACCACUGCCCUCUUUAACUGCGCCACACAAACCAGCAUUUCAGUGGCAACAGCCACCACCCAGACCACUACUCGAUCCAGGAUGGUGGGCACUCAGACGACCGUUUUGUACAAGACCGCCACAACGCAGACCGAGCAGAGGGAGGCUGCAGAAGUGGCCCAGAAUCAAAGGGUACCUGAUCAAAGGCUGCCCGAACAGAGAGUGAUCUCCAAAGAAGCAUCUCCUGAUCAGAGGGUGCUAGCUAAAGAAGUAUCUCCCAUUUCUAGGAAGGCCACUUCAACUUCAUCUAGCGCUCGGUCAUUUUCUUCGCUGUCUUCCCAGUGCUCUCGGGCAAGCUCUACGGGCUCACUGACAUCCCUGAGGUCCAUAGACUAUGCCGCCAACCACAGGGCCGACUAUUUCUGCAAGCUGAACAAGGAGAGGGAAUUCCACUACUCCGUCAUCCGGUCCAAGCUGAAUCACAUGGUUUCCAUGCUGUCUAGGAGGGGCAACGUGGCAGAAAACUACAUAGGCUGCCGCCCAAUGAGGUGCAACUUAAAGCCUAGGCAGCGGAUCAGCACGAGCCUCAUAAACCUCAGAGACUUUGCACUGUAUUCAUCAAAUGACUGCUUCUGAGAAAUGGGAUUGUGAGUGCUGGCACACAUAAAUGCCAUACGA